AUGAUCUACGCUACGGGGUCUCAUUCUGCAAAGGGAAGAUCGUUCGGGCUCAGCUAUACGGGAGAUGUCCAAGAGGAUAUUGGAAAUAUAUACUCUGUUAUCGAUGAUCGCGAAAUAACACCGAGAUUGGUCAAUUGUGAAUAUAUGGAUACACGCCGAGGCCCACGACAAAGUCCAAUUUACCUUCUUACCCAUUGCAUCCCCCUCGACUAUACUCUUGAUAGCACUAGUGACAAGUGGGCUUGUCUCGGUCUUUCCUGGCCCCUCACCAUGCAUUGCCCAAUCGCAAAAAUGCCCCACAAUAAUGAUGUACCUGCUUGGUUGCUCAGCUGUGUUGCGAAUCGCUUCAGCGUAAAGCAAAAGAAUUCGGGCAAGCUUUCCGUAUUACAAGACGAGUGA
Messenger RNA from Sclerotinia sclerotiorum 1980 UF-70, 399 nucleotides. RefSeq lists its product with no specific name. The transcript has 3 exons. The record is from RefSeq and is a predicted model, not a curated record. The coding region runs from base 1 to 399 and encodes 132 amino acids. Lineage: Eukaryota; Fungi; Ascomycota; Leotiomycetes; Helotiales; Sclerotiniaceae.